This is a messenger RNA of Oncorhynchus kisutch (coho salmon), 1831 nucleotides long. RefSeq names its product mast cell protease 1A. NCBI's taxonomy places the organism in Eukaryota, Metazoa, Chordata, Actinopteri, Salmoniformes, Salmonidae. Gene Ontology annotation, biological process: proteolysis. The transcript has 7 exons. Gene Ontology annotation, molecular function: serine-type endopeptidase activity. The record is from RefSeq and is a predicted model, not a curated record. The coding region runs from base 551 to 1330 and encodes 259 amino acids.
UCACACUCUGAUAGGUGAGAUCCUGUGAAGCUAGCAGGUGGUACAGUUUGUGAAGAAGUUCAUAGAGAUACUCAGCACUUCUAAACCCACCAGUCUGAGAAGACAAAGAUGCCAUCACACUCUCUCUUACACGUUCUCAGACACGUUCUUUGACAACAUGGCUGCCACAUCUCUUCUGCUCAUCACUCUCUGACCUGCUCCGGGGCUCACAGCUUGUCAAAACUACCCUGAAGAGUGAAGCUGUGUAGCAGAUCCCUCUCCCUAAGAAUGACCAGGACAUCAAGGCCAAAUCCUUCUGUACCGUGGCACGGUGAAUGCCACAAAUAGGAGGCUCUGCAAACCCACACCUUCUGGAGGUGAAUGUCACUGAUGUAGACAAGUUCCUGCCAGAGACCUUAUGGGAAAACUGGCACCACAACCCUGUCUAUGAUAAUGUGCCAGGUGUUACACCUGCUGAUUACAAAGGUGUUUGCAAGGGAGAUUCAGGAGGUCCUCUGGUGUGUAAGGGGACAGCAGUAGGAGUUGUGAUUCAACCAGCAAGGAAACUGCGAUGAGCCACAGAAGCCCAACAUCUACACCAAAAUAUCCAGCCUACCAGGACUCUGGCAUAGUGAAUGGAGCAGAAGCCACACGCCACUCCAAACCCUACAUGGUCUCUGUACAAGCAAAGAAGUCACAUAUCUGUGGAGGGUUCCUCGUGUCUGAGAGCUUUGUCAUGACAGCCGCCCACUGCUACAAAUGGGCUGUGAAUCUGACGGUUGUGGUUGGUGCUCAUGACAUCACAAGACAGGAAAGUUCUUCUUACAGGAUUGAUGUGAAAUAUUACCACAUACAUCCUGGUUACAAUGCUAAGACAUUGGAGAACGACAUCAUGCUGUUGCAGGUACAUGACAGAGGAAGUAUGCACAAUCUUGUCAAAACGACCCCGAAGAGCAAAGCUGUGCAGCAGAUCCCUCUCCCUAAGAAAGACCAGGACAUCAAGGCCAAAUCCUUCUGUACCGUGGCAGGGUGGGGUGCCACAAAAACAGGGGGCACUGCAAACCCACGCCUUCUGGAGGUGAAUGUCACCGUUGUAGACAGACGUUCCUGCCAGAGAUCUUGGGGGAACACUGCCACCAUAACCCCGUCUCUGAUAUGUGCCGGUGGUACCCCUGCUGAUUAUAAGGGUGUUUGCCAGGGAGAUUCAGGAGGUCCUCUGGUGUGUAAGGGGACAGCAGUAGGUGUUGUGUCAUUCAACCAGCAAGGAAACUGUGAUGAGCCACAGAAGCCCAACGUCUACACCAAAAUAUCCAAGUAUCUUUCCUGGAUCAAGUCUAUCAUUAAGUAUUAAGGAAUGAGACAUUAACUGAGUGACAAUUAUAUAUCAUUGUAUCAAACAAUAAAGGAUGUCCGUUCUUCAAUUAGCUCUGUACCGUGUGUGUGUAUGCUCGAGUAGGAUUAGUGUAUAUGCAUGCAUGUGUAUGUUUGUAUUUUAGUUGAUUUUCAGUGACAGCCUCAAGUCAUUUGGAUUACUGUUAGUGCUAUUUGGGGUGUUAAUUGGAUUAAUUCUGACAUUUAUUGAUUUGUGUACUUGUUUGACAUUUUAUUGCAUUGUUAGGAGCUAGUAACAUAAGCAUUUCGCUGCAUGCGCUAACAUCUGCUAAACUGCGUACAUAACCAAUAAACAUUUGAUUUGAGUAUACCUCUUCAGACAGCGAGCUCGUCUCGCAUCUUCAGCUGUCAUCACCAAACACCACCACACAUGGAAACUUGUGGUCAAGAAUACAGAGUAACUCGUUUCAUGAAGCUGUCACAAUGCUUCGAAACCACAACACAGCUUCUGUUUUCAGAC